GUUGCCUUAAAACAAUUCCGACUUCUUCUCCUUGGGUGAAGGUUUUUUUUUAUGUCACAUUAGCUGUCUACUGUCUUCUCCUACGAUGUCUGGUCGUGUUAUCGUUGGAGUUAAACGUGUUAUUGACUACGCAGUUAAGGUCAAGGCCAAUUCCCGCAGAAAGCAUCUUGUCCCUUGCCCUGCUCACACAACGGAUAAAACUCCACUCUAUAAAAUGUGUCAGUCCACACUGACUCAGAGACAUGCAUGUAAGGCCAAACAACUGCCUGUCAGCUGGGGGCCACAGCAAGCACAGGAGACCAUCCGCACUGCCCUUGCCAUGGGGGCUGACCGUGGCAUUCAUGUGGAAGUGACUGGGAAAGAUUAUGAAACCCUGGGACCCCUGCAGAUCUCCAAGAUCCUCGCUGCUUUGGCCAAGAAGGAGGACGCUCAGCUCGUCAUCCUUGGCAAACAGGCUAUCGAUGAUGACUGCAAUCAAACAGGCCAGAUGACAGCAGCCUUACUGGACUGGCCUCAGGGUACCUUUGCAUCCGAGGUGACUUUGGAAGGAGACAAAAUUAAAGUAGUGAGAGAAAUUGAUGGUGGCCUAGAGACUAUUAAGAUCAACACGCCAGCGGUGGUGACUGCAGACCUUCGACUCAACACCCCCAGAUAUGCCACCCUACCUAAUAUCAUGAAAGCCAAGAAGAAGAAGAUAGCUAGCAUGAAGCCUGCAGACUUAGGAGUGGACCUCACAUCACGGUUGGAGGUGUUGAGUGUGGAAGAGCCCCCACAGAGACAGGCAGGGGUGAAGGUGGAGACGGUGGCGGACCUGGUGGCAAAACUGAAGGAGUUAGGGAGGAUAUAGAAGAUUUAGGAGCGUAAGCAGGGAACACACAACCUAGCAGAAUGGACACUCUAAUGAAUAGCUGGACUGCAUUACAUAAGCACACCAAGAGGACUGGCAUAUGUAUCUGUCUAAUCCCUCUGUUUGAGGCAGUGAGUCCUGAAGAUAUGCUGGAAGGCCUUGACAGGAGAGGAGGAAUACUGAGAAACUCUGUCCCACAGCAGAACCAGACAACCACAAACGGAUCAUCUAGCCUUUAAACACAUUUUAACAUGGGUGUUAUAUUUGUAUCAUAGGAUACUCAUUCAUGUUGCUGUUUGUAUGCACUGUACACUGACACCACCUGUAUGAUGCAUUUCACCAACCACACACACAAGACUGUGUGUGCAGUUUAAUGUUGGAUUUCUGUAAUCAUACAUGUUAAGAGGUGCAGUUUUUGUAAAUGAUAUAUGUAAAUAUAGAUCCGCACAUGUUGAUGAACAUGUAAUUCAAGAUUAGGGUCAUGUCUACUGGUAAUUUGUAUAGUUUGUAUGUUAAUUAUAACUGGGCUUUGGUACUCUGCCUAGACAGUGUCUCUCAGUAUGACCAAGGGAAGAUGAUGGUUAGUCUGAAUUUUACCACAGAUGCCUCAGUUCUCUUCUGAUGGUACAGAAUAUUACCAUGACAAUAAAGCAUCCAGUCUGUUUCAUAUCCAAGUGUAGCUGUGGCUGGCAUUUCUUUUUUGUCCUUCAAGAACUCCUGUCUUCAUGGACGUUGCAGUGUUCAUUUUUGAAAUGCUGUUUCAGGGGGGUGUUGACUCAUUUGGUUUAGUUGUACUGCACUACACUAAGGGGUGUUUUUAUAUUUUUCCUGAUGGCCAAAACAUUUAUAGUCAUAGUCCAAACCAUUUUUG
Messenger RNA from Monopterus albus (swamp eel), 1718 nucleotides. RefSeq names its product electron transfer flavoprotein subunit beta (gene etfb). The transcript is spliced from 8 exons. Gene Ontology annotation, cellular component: mitochondrion. NCBI's taxonomy places the organism in Eukaryota, Metazoa, Chordata, Actinopteri, Synbranchiformes, Synbranchidae. Gene Ontology annotation, molecular function: electron transfer activity. The record is from RefSeq and is a predicted model, not a curated record. Gene Ontology annotation, biological process: fatty acid beta-oxidation using acyl-CoA dehydrogenase; amino acid catabolic process. Bases 86 to 847 code for a protein of 253 amino acids.